Molecule: messenger RNA, 1305 nt
Organism: Colletotrichum truncatum
Lineage: Eukaryota; Fungi; Ascomycota; Sordariomycetes; Glomerellales; Glomerellaceae
Molecular function (GO): dipeptidase activity
Source: RefSeq, a predicted model, not a curated record
AUGUCAAUCAUCCAGAUCCCGGUCGGCUCUACAAGCGAGCAGACCACCAACCAGACAACAGAAGCCAUGCAGGGAUUCGAUCUCGAGAAGGCACGCGCCAUCAUCAACUCGUACAUCGACGAACUAGACACUUCACUUCACAACGACAUUAACAAGACCCUGCACGCAAACCCUGAAACGGCAUACAAGGAGUUCUUUGCUCACGAAACAAUCACAAACUACCUCGAGAAACUAGGCUUCACAGUGAAAAGACACACUUAUGGCCUCGAGACCAGCUUCGAAGCCGAGAUUGGCUCAGGCGGUCGUCAGGUCGUAGUUUGUGCUGAAUAUGACGCCCUCCCAGACAUUGGCCAUGCCUGCGGUCAUAACCUUAUCGCAACAUCAUCCAUAGCAGCGUUUCUCGGUGCCGCACGAGCACUGUCAGAGCUGAAAAUCCCCGGCCGUUUGCGCAUUUUGGGAACCCCCGCCGAAGAGGGUGGUGGUGGCAAAGCAAAGCUUAUCGAUGCCGGCGCAUUCAACCCUCCUGAAGAUGUCGCAGCUGCCAUCAUGGCACAUCCCACAGCUGCCCAUCAAGGCGGCAGUGGAGGAGAUGGAUCUUCAGGUUUGGCAGGGUUCAAACUAAUUGCAAGCCACAAGUUCCGCGUCGAGUUUCGCGGAAAGCCAGCACACGCAGCUGGAGAGCCAUGGAAGGGUCUCAAUGCGCUUGAUGCGGCUGUUGCUGCGUACAACAAUGUUGCUCUUUUGCGGCAGCAGAUCCAAUCCGAUGAGAGAAUCCACGGUGUGAUUGAAGUCGGCGGCACAGUCCCAAACGUUAUCACAGACUACACCAGAAUGAACUGGAACGUCCGCAGCCCUACAAUUGCUCGUGCCGAUGCGCUAUUGACAAGAGUCAAGGCAUGCCUCGAAGCUGGCGCUGCAGCAACUGGUUGUGAGAUCAACUACAUUGUUGCACCAACAUAUGCGAAUCUCCGUGCCAAUGAUACUCUAUGCAAAACCUAUGUUGAAGAUAUGGCAGCCAUUGGAGAGACCAUUCAGCUUCACCAAGCCAAACCAUUCAACGCGUCCACAGAUAUGGGUAACGUUUCUCAUCUUGUGCCCAGCUUUCAUGGCGCGUUUGUCAUCCCAACAUCUCCUGAUGUGGCCGGACACAACCCCAAGUUUGCGGCUGCUGCAGCAACAGAUGAUGCUCACGCUGCGGCAAUCAAGUGUGCAAAGGGCAUGGCUGUACUCGCUAUCAGAGUGCUCACUGACGAUGCGAUCGCAACGGGGGCAAAGAAGGAUUUCGAGACACCCGAUGAGGAGUAA